GUAAUAACAAUUUUUUACGAUAUGCUUGACCUUUGUUCGAGGGCAGUUAUUAUUUCCAUUUUUUAAAAGCUAUAGUUUCAUUUGUUUAUUGAUCAUUAUGACGAAAUCGAUACCAUUUUGUCUAGUCAAGUUGUAGUUGGCUCUACAUGAAAAGUUAAACAGAAUUCCUGUGGCAUUUUCUUCAUAUAAAAAAACUCUGACAAUAAAUCAACCAAAAGAAUGAGCUCUCUACUACGAUUUCACGUGGCGGAUUACAUCGUGUUCGGGCUUACAUUGAUAUUGUCUAUGGCCACAGGCAUUUAUCACGCGGUGGUGUCAAAACCAGCGACGACUAAAGAGUAUUUGCUGGCAAAUAGAAAAAUGAUGAGUUUACCAGUUGCAUUGUCCCUGCUGGCCUCUUUCAUGUCUGGCAUUACAAUACUGGGAGUACCCUCAGAGAUAUACACGUUUGGCACCCAAUAUUGGCUGGUAGUCACCUCUUACGUCAUUUUAUUUCCAGCAGUUGCUUUGAUCUUUGUACCAACAUUCUAUGAGCUUGGCCUAACAAGUUCUUAUGAGUACUUGGAGAGGAGAUUUUCGUUUGGUGUAAGACUGAUUGGGACAACGUUCUUUAUAUUUUAUACGUUAUUUUAUAUGGCCAUCGUCACAUAUGGUCCGUCCUUGGCACUCGAGUCAGUAACUGGUCUUCCGGUAUGGGUGUCUAUUUUAUCCAUUGGAAUCGUGUGUACAUUCUAUACAACCAUUGGAGGCAUCAGGGCAGUAAUUUGGAACGAUGUGUUUCAAGCUAUCGUAAUGCUUGCAGGUCUGGUGGGGGUCGCGGUUGUUGGCACAAUGAAAGUUGGCAGUGUAUCGCGUGUUUGGUCAGUGCUCCGAGAAAACAAUCGAACUAGUGUGAGCUUUAGCUUUGAUCCUACUGAACGAACAACGUUUUGGGCAAUGUUCAUUGGUGGCGCGUUUGCAAUUCUUCCUUUAUGGUCGGUCAAUCAAACUGCAGUUCAAAGAUUUUUAUCUUCUAAAUCUCUGAAAGAUGCUCAAAGAUCAGUGUGGAUAUCUUUGCCGAUGAGUUUCUUUGCUGUAUCUUUAUGCUCAAUAUGUGGGACUGUGAUAUUUGCAUACUAUGCCGGAUGUGACCCUAAACUGAGAAAGGCGAUUACAAGUUCAGAUCAGAUUCUACCGUAUUUUGUUUUGGAUGUGCUUGGACAUUUGCACGGUCUCCCCGGAAUCUUUGUUGCCUGCUUAUUCUGUGGUACUCUCAGUACCCUGUCUUCUGGUUUGAAUUCAUUGGCAGCAGUUGCUUUGGAAGAUUUUGUGAAACCAUUCGUUCGAUUGCUCGGUGUUGGCAUUUCAGAAGAAAAAUUGACGUUAUUGUCGAAGCUUGUUGCCGCAACUCUUGGCUUGGUUACGAUUGGCCUGUCGUUUUUAGCUGGCUCAUUUGGAACAAUACUACAGUCGUUUUACCAAAUUUCUGGUGUCGCUGGAGGUCCCGUUGUUGCAAUUUAUACAAUGGGCAUGUUUACAAAGUUUGCCAACAGUAAGGGAGCAUAUUUUGGUGUUGCAAGUGGCCUUGCUUUCGGAUUGUUUGUGUCUAUUGGCGCCAAGAUACAUAAACCGCCGAUUUCUGUUCCCAAAGUCUCGUUGGAUCAAUGUUCUGGUGGAAACUUUACAUUGCAGGGGGCCAAUGCUACAAGUCCCAAAGUUUAUGAUGGUUUAGAUAUCUACAAAAUGUCUUCAUUUUGGUACAGUUUCUACUGCUUUUUUAUCACCUUCUUGGUUGGACUGCUGGUUAGCUAUAUUUUAAAAGAUGAAGGUGAGACCGUUAAUCCAAAUCUGUUGUUCAAAUGGAGGCGUUUGUGUCCUUCUUCAAAAUGUUCGUCAAUUCACACGAAAGAAGAAAAUAGUGAAAAGAUUGCUCUUCACAAUCAAGAUUGUGGAAAAGAAAAGAGCGUUGAAAAAGAUAAGACCAAGCACGAUUCUUUCGUGUUAGUGAACUCCAUUUCCGAAAUGUCAACUAGUUUAUAGAUGUAGAAGUUUGGCAAACAUUGUGAUACACUUUGCCAUAUACGACAUUUUUAUACCUGACGGUAAAAUGGGCUUACACAAUUAAUGUAAUUGGUUUUUCAAAACAUUGAUUUCUACGAUGUAUUUUGGGUUUGUGAUGAUGAAUAAAACAGCUUACUCCAAGA
Xenia sp. Carnegie-2017 is the source of this 2183-nucleotide messenger RNA. RefSeq names its product sodium-dependent multivitamin transporter-like. The transcript has 15 exons. The coding region runs from base 220 to 2019 and encodes 599 amino acids. Gene Ontology annotation, biological process: transmembrane transport; sodium ion transport. NCBI's taxonomy places the organism in Eukaryota, Metazoa, Cnidaria, Anthozoa, Malacalcyonacea, Xeniidae. Gene Ontology annotation, molecular function: symporter activity. The record is from RefSeq and is a predicted model, not a curated record. Gene Ontology annotation, cellular component: membrane.